AUGGUGUGGCUCUCACUCAUUCUGUGGUUGGCGGCUUCGCAAUUCUGUUCGGUUCAUCCCUCGGCACUGGCCGCAUGGAACUGUCCCAGCAGCUCAGCCCCGGGAAGUGGGAACUCCCGCGUGGGUCCUGUCCCCUUCUUAAUUUUCUCCCACGGAAAUAGUAUCUACAGAAUUGACCCAGAAGGAACCAAUUAUGAAAAACUGGUGCCUGAUGCUGGUGUUUCACCCAUCCUGGAUUUUCACUACAAGGAGGAAAGACUCUAUUGGGUCAAUUUAGAACGUCAGCUGUUGCAAAGGGCUUUCCUGAACGGCACUGGGCAAGAGACACUAUGUGCUGUACAGGAAUAUGUCUCAGGAAUGGCAAUAAAUUGGAUAAAUGAAGAAAUUAUUUGGUCAAAUCAACAGAAAGGAAUCAUCACAGUGACAGAUAUGAAGGGAAACAAUUCUCGAGUCCUCUUACGCUCUUUAAAAUACCCUGCAAAUAUAGCAGUUGAUCCAAUAGAAAGGUUCCUGUUUUGGUCUGCGGAGAAGGUGGGCAGCAUUCACCGGGCAGAUCUCCGUGGCAUGGGAGUGAAGACGCUGAUCCAAGGGGCAGGGAAAAUAGCUGCCAUGUCUCUGGAUGUGGCUGAGAAGCGGCUCUUCUGGAGCCAGGAGCUGAGGGGAGGAGACGGCGCUCACGUUUGUUCCUGCAGUUAUGAUGGACGUUCCACACAGUGCAACAAACAACUCCUGCGGAAUGCUUUGUUCUCUAUGUCGCCUUUUGGUGAUCGCAUCUUCUAUUCAACGAGGGACAAGAAGACAGUUUGCAUCGCUAGCAAGCACACGGGGAAGGAGAUGGUUCAUAUUAGCCUUCCGCUGCCACUUCUGCCACUUAAAAGAAUAAAAGUGGUGCACCCGGGUGUCCAGCCCAUGGCAGAGGGUGCCACAUGGGGAUCCGCUCAGAGGCACUGCAAGCUGAAGAGAGGCAGAGGUGGAGAAUGCACCUAUGGUCAGGAGCCCGCACCCCCUCUGUGCCCAUGUGCUCAGGGCUUCAGGCUCAGCCAAGAUGGAAAGUCCUGUGAAGAUGUCAACGAGUGUGCCCUCCAGAACCAUGGCUGCACGCUGGGCUGCGAGAACACGCCCGGGUCCUACUACUGCACGUGUCCUGAGGGGUUCGUGCUGCUGCCCGACGGGAAACAGUGUCAGAGCUUUGUGUCCUGCCCCUGCAGCGACCUGGGCUGCAGCCACAACUGUGUCCUCACAUCCCAAGGCCCCACGUGCUUCUGUCCCGAGGGCUCUGUGCUCCAGGCAGACGGAAGAACUUGUUCUGGCUGCUCGUCACCUGACAAUGGCGGGUGCAGCCACCUCUGCCUCCCACACGGCCCUGGCUCCUGGCGAUGCGGCUGCUUUCCCGGCUACGACCUCCACCAGGAUGGAAAGCGCUGCGUGGCCUCAGGCCCGCCACCGUUUUUGCUGUUUGCCAAUUCUCAAGACAUUCGCUACAUGCGUUUUGAUGGAACUGCCUACAGCCGCGUGCUUGCUCAGCAGAAGGGCACCAUCUGGGCCCUGGACUACGACCCGGUGGAAAACAAGAUAUACUUCGCCCACAGCACCCUGGGCGGGAUUGAAAGGGCCAACCUGGACGGGUCCUGGCGAGAGAGGCUCAUCGAGGGAGACAUGGGGGUGCCCGAGGGCCUCGCAGUGGACUGGCUGGGCCGGAAGCUCUACUGGACAGACAGAGAGAAAUCCCGCAUCGAACGGAGCGAUUUAAAUGGGAGCCAGCGCGAGACCAUCCUGAAGACAGGUGUCACCCAACCCCUGGGAAUCGCUGUGCACCCGUUGGCCAAGCGAUUAUUCUGGACCGACACAGGGACUCAGCCCCAAAUUAAAAGUUCUUCCCUCCAAGGCACAGACCCACUGGUGGUCGCCAGCUCCGGUCUGGUCCGGCCCAGCGGCAUAGUCAUUGACUACUUAGCGGACACACUGUACUGGUGUGACACGGAGCGUGCUGUGAUCGAAAUGGCCAAUCUGGAUGGUUCCAAUCGCCGAACACUUGUCCAGAACGAUGUAGGACGCCCGUUUGCCAUGGCCGUGUUCGAGGACGUUCUGUGGGUGUCAGACUGGGCGCGACCCUCACUCAGCAGGAUGGACAAGAGGACGGGAGGCCAGCGGGUGUGGCUGCGGGCCGGCAUGCAGAAACCCUCGGCCCUGGCCGUGGUGCACCCACUGGCAAAGCCAGGAGCCAACCCCUGUGUCCAGUCCAAGAGCCACUGUGAGCAGCUUUGCAGAGAGGGGUUUGGAGCUGCCCAGUACUUGUGCCCCGAAGGUUUGGAGAGAACCCCAGAUGGUAAUGACACAAAUUUAGGUCCCUCAGUGAUGCCCUCAGAUGCCCCACCCAGCGGAAGCCUUGAAGCUGACGUGACGGUGACGGGGUCUCAGCCUUUGCCCGUGGUGGAAAUCACCCUGUCAGGGCAGGGGGACUGCGGCCCCCAGGGAUGCGGGCCCAACGCGCAGUGCAAGUUCCUGGGAGAGAAUGCCACAUGCCGGUGUCUGGAGGGAUUUACUGAGGAUGGCAAACUCUGCGUGGAUCUUGACGAGUGCCAGCGGGGCACACACACCUGUGGGGAGAACGCCACCUGCGCCAACACGGAAGGGAGCUACCGCUGCCUGCACGCACCCGGCCAGAGCUGUCCCGGCGUGACCCCACCAUCCCAUGCCGGGAAGGAAGGCCAGCUUGCGGUGCGGACAUUUCAUGAGGACUGCCCGCCCCUGUACGACGGCUACUGCCUGCAUGGGGGCCAGUGCAUGUACUUCAAGAUACUUGAGAGCGUCGCGUGCAGGUGCCUCGUGGGCUACACCGGGCCAAGGUGCGAGUUCCUGAACCUGGUGGACCUGCGCAGCGUCCGGCCUUGGCAGCCGGGGAGCGGCACAGUGGCCGCCGCCUGCCUGGGGGCGCUGGUCCUGCUGCUGCUGGCACUGCUGGGGCUGCUGCACUGCCACAGGGCUCGGAGGCGACACUUGAACGCGCCUAAGGACCCCACCGCAGCAUCUGGAAGCGGAAAAGCCCCUGUGGGGGUGCCCCCCGGUCCCCAGCCCUGGUUUGUGGUUCUGAAGGAACACCAGGACGGAAGCAGCCAGGGCCACCCAGACCCCCUCAAGGACAGGGCAGAUGCUGAUGGCCCCAGGGCACACGCUGGCCAGCUCUCCCGGCCUGAGCCAGGGCCUGUACCACUGACCGUGUGCAGGAUGCCGCUGCCGACACAAGCAGAGAGCACAGAGCCUGGAGUUCGCCUCGCACCCUCUCUGCAGCCGGACCCCGGCUCCGCUCCCCAGGCCCCCGCAAAGGACUCCUAACUGCCUGACUCCGGGCACCCUGACCCUGGGGGUUGCCCAUCUCCUUCUCCCCCAUCGAUGUACCCUCUCUGGCAGCGAACACGGAGCGCACGGGCAUGAAAGCAGGGCUGGCAAGGACAGGGAUGAGUAUGCCUGCAGGGGAGGCGCUUGUCCUGCCCAGGCUCGACCCCGUUGGAUCCCUGGCACCCUGUGUGCUUCCCCCAGGCCCCUCUAGGAAUGAUUCCUCAGCAUGGAGCCAGGAAUAAGCUCUGGACACAGCCAGCCUGUGGUCCCAUAACCAACACAAAUGAAAGCCAUGGGCUGGGAAGAGCGUCCGGGGUAAGGCACUCGCCUCUGCCAUCCCGGCAGCAGAGGGGCCCCCAAGCGCCCCCCACAGUCAGCCUGGACACAAAAAGCAAAAACAGCCAGGUGGAGAAUGAGCAGCAGCUAGGAGAGGACCCACCCAGAUGCUGCCUCCACGGUCCUGGCCGCAGAGGGGGUCCUGUCCCCUGCCCCAGGGGCACUCAUGUGCCAUUGCGCCUGCUGCUCCCUCCAAAGUGCUCUCCCCACAGAUUCGAUGCGAGACCAACCCCGCAGACCUGCUCAGGGGCUUUAGGAGCCAAAGUGGGGAGCCGCCCUUUGUGAUCUGUGCUUCUGUGCUAUCUCCACAAGUCCAUAGAGAGAACGCGCCCCCCUCCUAACCCCACCCCCCGUCCCCACUGCAGCCCCAGAGGAAAUCUGGGCUCACUGCAGGCAGUCACACUGAUUGGGACAAUUUUCUGUCCUUUAUUUGGACAGAACAUUGAGUUCAACCUCAGGGAAUGGUUGGAACAUUAAAAUCACAGUGAUGAUUCAUUCACAUGGCCUUAUCGAGUGCACCGGCAGCCAUGCAGAAGGGAUCAGGGCAAAUGAGUGACAAGUGUGCUCGCGCAGAGCCUGGCUCCUUCAGAACCCUGUGCUCUGUUUGCUCUCAUGUGGAAGCCCCUGAGCGCGGGCCGGGGAGAGAGGUAGUACAGCAAGGGAGGCACGGGUGUGCCGCCGACCCGGCACCAGGAGGGACUCCUGAGCACAGAGCCAUGAGUAAGCCCCGGGCACCCGCUGGUGUGGCCCCAAGUCCUCCCCGCAAAUCUUUGGAGGAAGGGGCGGAGAUGUGACUCAGAGGUCCUGGAUUUGGUCCCCAGCACCAGCCUAUGAAGAAUGAAAUCUUUGAAUGAAAACAUUUCUUUCUUUCUGGUUUUUUUGUUUGUUGUUUUGUUUUUGUUUUUGUUUUUGUUUUUGUUUUUGUUUUAAUUUGGUCUUCUUUUACUCUGGGCCACACUCACCCAGCAGCGUUCUUGGGAUAGUUCCGUAUGGUGCUUAGACAGCACUGCAGGAAGGACAGGGAACCAGGAGGUGCCAGGGCGGGGCUCAGGCCCCGCACGCAAAGCCUGUGCCCCCCCGAGCACGUGGACAGGCCCCAAUUUCUAAACUAUGACCCGAGACUCCGGGGUUUUGCUGCCAUUUCUUUCCUUUCCCUGUUGGAUUUCCCAGUGAUCAUGUAAAUUCCCUCUUGUGUGUUUGCACAGAACCUUCACGUAUUUCCAGAUAUGAGAAUGUCAAUAGCAUGCCAGAUUUAUUUUCCGUAUGGAGAGCAAUCAGUUUCUUCUAAUUAUUGAAAUAAAACCUCCAUGAG
Molecule: messenger RNA, 4984 nt
Organism: Sorex fumeus (smoky shrew)
Lineage: Eukaryota; Metazoa; Chordata; Mammalia; Eulipotyphla; Soricidae
Gene: EGF
Product: epidermal growth factor
Exons: 23
Coding region: 1-3333 (1110 amino acids)
Molecular function (GO): calcium ion binding
Source: RefSeq, a predicted model, not a curated record